AUGGCGCAGGAGGGUGUCGGUUAUGUUAACCCCAAUUCUUCAGGUCCUCAGGGGGGGUCCAGACUAAGGAGAAUAGGAAAAUCGAUUUGUAACACCGAGAAGGGCGAAUUUUUAGGCAGAACCUGUUCUAGUUGGGUCAAAAUUGGGAUUUUCUACACCGUCUUCUACGCUUGCUUAGCAGGGUUUUUUGCUUUAAUGUUAAUUGGCUUCUUUGCUACAUUAGAUGAGAGAGCUCCCACUCAACAAAGAAUGUACAGCUUAAUAAAAGGAAAUCCAGGGAUGGGAUUUAGGCCAAUGCCUAAUGUUGAAAGUACACUGAUCAAGUUUUCUAAAGAAGACAAUAAUACCUAUCAGCCCUACAUUAAUAACUUGAAUAACUUCUUGAAAGUAUAUAAGGCCCAGAAUUUUUCGUUAGAAGAUUGUCCGAAAGAUUUCCAAAAAGAUUUGACAAUCUGUCAGGUGAACAUGUCUAUGUUCGGCCCCUGCACUGAAGAUAACAACUAUGGCUACGAUGAAGGACUACCUUGCGUACUUCUAAAGAUUAAUCGGGUUUAUGAUUGGCUUCCCAAGCCAUUUUCAGCUAAUGAAACAGGCUUGACUGGUGAUGAAAAGAACAGGUUUGAACAAUUUAUCAGUCCCAUAAGAAAGAACAUACCGUUAUCUUCAAAUCACAUUACUGUUUCAUGCGAGGGAGAGAAUGAGGCAGAUGAAGACAACAUAAUCAAUGUUGAAUUCUACCCGCCAUCUGGCUUUCCCUACAGAUUCUACCCCUACAUGAAUCAACCUGGCUACCUCUCCCCAAUCGUCUUUGCUCGAUUCAAUGUAACGCAGGGCGCUCUUGUCCAGGUUUGGUGCAAACUAUGGGCAAAAAAUAUCAAACAUCACAAGAACGAUAAGGCAGGCAGCACUCACUUUGAACUGUUUGUUGAUAAAUAG
This is a messenger RNA of Helobdella robusta, 936 nucleotides long. RefSeq lists its product as hypothetical. Gene Ontology annotation, biological process: potassium ion import across plasma membrane; sodium ion export across plasma membrane; intracellular potassium ion homeostasis. The coding region runs from base 1 to 936 and encodes 311 amino acids. NCBI's taxonomy places the organism in Eukaryota, Metazoa, Annelida, Clitellata, Rhynchobdellida, Glossiphoniidae. Gene Ontology annotation, cellular component: sodium:potassium-exchanging ATPase complex. The record is from RefSeq and is a predicted model, not a curated record. Gene Ontology annotation, molecular function: ATPase activator activity. The transcript is spliced from 8 exons.